Molecule: messenger RNA, 579 nt
Organism: Striga asiatica
Lineage: Eukaryota; Viridiplantae; Streptophyta; Magnoliopsida; Lamiales; Orobanchaceae
Source: the annotation of a GenBank genome assembly
AUGAGCACGAAAGGAGAAUGCCAAGGAGCACAGGAGUUUGAGCAUUUAAGCUCUCCUUUUGACUCAGGGGGGCCUUCCACCACUUCGACUGAUGCGGACGCGGCGAAAUCCCCUUCUUUCUUUUUCGGUGAAAAUGCCUUUUUGUUCAUCUUCCACCAGUAUCAGGCCGGGGAUGAAAGACAAGCUACAGUACUCGUGACACGAGGGCGAAAGCCCAUUUCAAUCCACCACCGGAAUGGAUUCUUUCGCUCAAUCGCCUACAAUUCAAAGCAGCUCGCUCUCGGGGCAUAUCCCUGGUUGGGCUCCCUCUUUAGCUACAAGUCCCCGGCCCCUCUUUCUUCAUUCCUCAAUGGGAUAAAUCCUUUUAUGGAUAGUGAGACCUCAGGGGACAUAUUCAAAUUCGAUCAAAGCGGACAAGUCAAACCGGGUUCCCGUCACUCUCCUGCAGGCCACAAGACGGCGGCUCUUGUUGGUGAUCCGCUGCAGUCUUUUUCGGCAGGACCUAGACACGGAGGUUCGGGAAGUAGCGCGUGCCAGCAUUCACUGGUGGAAGGACUGGCAGCAGCGAGACCAUCAUAG